Ornithodoros turicata is the source of this 1958-nucleotide messenger RNA. Its product is annotated as RING finger and transmembrane domain-containing protein 2-like. The record is from RefSeq and is a predicted model, not a curated record. NCBI's taxonomy places the organism in Eukaryota, Metazoa, Arthropoda, Arachnida, Ixodida, Argasidae. Gene Ontology annotation, biological process: positive regulation of ERAD pathway. Gene Ontology annotation, molecular function: ubiquitin protein ligase activity. Bases 441 to 1790 code for a protein of 449 amino acids. The transcript is spliced from 11 exons.
CUAGUUGACGCUCGUGCCGGCGCAUGCCGCUGUUACCGCGCCCCACAUUUGUCUGGAACAGAUUUUGUUCGACGAGUUCGACAGCGAUUUCUAAACUGGAGGCGUUAAAUUAGAAGCGCAAGUCCUUCAAAAGCAAUUGAUCUCUUGUAGCUGUCCUUCUCUACCUACUCUCACCAGGUCUUCCUGCCCGCAGUGAGGAGAGAUUAACCUGCUCGACAAUAUGGGGAAUACUCGGUAAACAGCGGCUAGGCGCCACAGAUCUUGCAUUUUUUUCCUUCUACAUAUAACGUAUUGAACUCAGCGCACGAGUUUCUGCAAACAAAUGUGAAAGAUCGGCAAACUUAAACGUGUUCAAGCUGGAAUCAUCGCCGCGACUAGCAGCUAUUCACGGCCUGUGGAGCGAAGCUACCACAAACAACAGUGAAAACACCGCCACUGCCAUGAACAGCGGUGGGAGCCCAGGUGCCGUGGGUGAGGGAGCUGAUAGCACCAGUCAGAACACCUUGCGCCGAGUGCUUGGUUGGACUACUGUGGCACAGUCCUACGGCAGGGGCAGGGCCCUGAAUCUCACCAAUCCUCAGGCUCUCCGUAAUGACUUACAUCAGGUGAUCAUGGGGUUGAGUCCGUUACUGGAGCGAUCUGCUCCGCGGCACCCAACGUUACCUUCGUGGUCUGGACAGCAACGGGUGGCGACUGCGAGUGCUGCGGAUGGUGACGCUCAACCGCGCGGUGUGCCGGUACCUUUAACAGAGUCUUCAGAGGCUGACAACUUCGUCAUCAACAUGGAGGACAACCCCCCUGCCCCACUGCCGUCUACGGAAAGCCUGAGAACGGCAGAGGGUACCCAAACUGCCCCUUCUCGUCCCGCAACGGGUUCGGACCCGCCCGGAGAUGGAGAAGAUCGGUGGGCAAACAAUCCGGAGCUUCGAGCGCUCAUAGUCCUCCUGGACAAAUACCUUUCGUUUGUCCUCAUUUUUCUAGUCAAGUUGGCUAUUGAUCAUCGGGUUGGUAUCCUCGUGUUCCUGGGACUCUUCGUGACAUUUUGCCACGCUAAUUCUGUGAUUAAGAGAGAAGUUGGAAAGCAGGGCAAGAGGCAGCUGAGUAGUUUGCUCAUUGUAGCCACAAAUUUGAUUACUGGCAUUUGCUUUGUCUACUUCAUUCUGGCAGGUAGAAGCACAGCCUCAGCGUUGAUAUUUAUGUUUCCUUACACCGAGCCCAUUGGAGCCAUGGAUGUGCUCUGGGUCGUGAUCGUGACAGACUUUGUGCUCAAGCUUAUUACUGUACUCUUGAAAGCUGCUGUCAUAGCUCUUCCCCCCUGUGUUAUGGCAUUUCCCAGAAGGGGAAAGAUAUACCUCUUCAUAGAGACGUCAUCGCAAGUGUAUCGCACAGCCCUUCCGAUGCAGCACUGGCUGUUCUACUUUUCCGAGGCUUACAGCGGCGCUGCAAAGGUCUGCAGCAUCCUGCUGUCUGGUGCAUAUUUAAUUUGCAAGUGUACGGACAUUGUGGCAAAAGCGAAAGCUUGGAGAAGGGCAUUAAUACAGACCCUCUCCACUGUGCGCUACGGACGAGGUGCCACAGAAGAUCAGAUAAAAGCCGUCGGCGGUUCUUGCCCCAUAUGUCAAGAUGAUUUUAAGAAUGCCACCAUGCUCACGUGCGGUCACAUAUUCUGCGAAGAGUGCGUUUCCGUCUGGUUCGACCGAGAACGCACGUGUCCGAUGUGCCGAGCCCAGAUAGCAGACGACCCCACGUGGCGGGACGGCUCGACGUCUCUCCUGGUCCAGGUGUUUUGAAACCGAGUCGGCCAAAUGGAUGUCAAAAUUUUUCUUACUGUACAAAAGAUUUCUCUAUUGUGAAAAAAAUGUGGGUAACAGUGAAACUAUAGGCUCUGGAAGCCAAAGACAAAAAAAAAAGACACGUUAAUAAAAGAAAUAGCAGGGACACAUUUCUGCACAACACUA